This is a messenger RNA of Racocetra persica, 174 nucleotides long. NCBI's taxonomy places the organism in Eukaryota, Fungi, Glomeromycota, Glomeromycetes, Diversisporales, Gigasporaceae. The record is from the annotation of a GenBank genome assembly.
AUGUGCAUAAAGAAUAAUGCAGACAGUCAAUUUAUGGGUUUUAAUGUGAUGUUUGAAGGGAUGUUGUUUGGGAGCAGAAUUGGAAAAAGACAGCCAAUAGAAGCUCAUUUUAUACCUGAAAAAGCUUUUGAAGAAGCCUCUAAGUUAUCUAUUGAGAUGCAAUUUGAAAAUUGA